Messenger RNA from Symbiodinium pilosum, 1065 nucleotides. NCBI's taxonomy places the organism in Eukaryota, Dinophyceae, Suessiales, Symbiodiniaceae. The record is from the annotation of a GenBank genome assembly.
AUGCCUGGUCGCGACGACGACCCGCAGCAGCGGCAGAACUACCGGGCCUCCCGCUCCCGCUCAUGGUCGCAGCCCUUACGUCUGGCGGCGGCCGGUGCAGCAGCUGCCCGGCGUCCCCAUCGGCGCUGCAGUAGUGUCAGCCCAGGCUACCCCUUCCUGCCGCCCGACUGGCCGUCGUCAUCGUCGUCGGCCGCGCCACCGCCGCCGCCGCAGCCGCAGCCGUCCCGCCCGGCACCGCAGGCCUCGGUGGGCCUCGCAGCGUGGCACAGCGCCGCGUCCCUUGCAGUGCCCGUAUCGAGUCCUGGUCCUCGACGCCCGGCAGACCAUCAUCAAAACGAUGUGGUCCGGCUACGAACCUGGUCCGGCGACGAUGAACUCGAAGAAGCAGCGGUUGCGCCCGGCCCAGCGCCAGGCUUCGAUCAAACCGUGAACAAAUACCGUCGUCGCCGGAAUCAGCAGCCGGGUUCGAUGUCGAUGGGCGAUGUACGCCCGGCGUUUGAUCUGCAGGUGUUUCAACCCCCGCAGCCUUCGCCAUCACCAUCGCCAUCGGCCUCGCCGUCCCCUAAGCUGUCGCCGGUGCCGGCGGCUUCAUCGACCGCGGUGCUGGUGACCACGCCUGAAGAGCAGGAGCCGCACGAAGCGCCAGACGAGCACAAAGAUGAACAUCUGAUGGUACAGCUGGCGCCGCCAAGGCUUCAAAGGCCAGGACCUUCGCUGGCGCGGGAGCUGCGCCCGCAGCUGGCCACGUAUACCACCGUCUCGGGCGCUGCCGCCUCCAAACGAGGGUUACCCAAGCCUCUCUCGAUCGAGCAGUUUCUAUUUGAUGAUGCGGCAUCGCGACAGGUGAUUCGUCGCUCGUUUUCUCAUCUAUGGCCAGCCGAUGACAACCUUGAUGAUGAUGGUGAUGUGUACAACGAGAACGACGACCAGAAUCCAGAAGCCAAGGACGACGAAGACGACGAUCGUGGGCAGCGUGAAGCCAGGGCGGCGGCCAAGGCCAACGUGAUCGAGAAGACGUGGCGGUGGGUCUGGAGCGAGCUGCAAGAGGGGAAGGAGGAGCGCUGA